Molecule: messenger RNA, 2554 nt
Organism: Spea bombifrons (plains spadefoot toad)
Lineage: Eukaryota; Metazoa; Chordata; Amphibia; Anura; Pelobatidae
Product: cadherin-related family member 3-like
Exons: 19
Coding region: 1-2496 (831 amino acids)
Biological process (GO): homophilic cell-cell adhesion
Cellular component (GO): membrane
Molecular function (GO): calcium ion binding
Source: RefSeq, a predicted model, not a curated record
AUGGCUGCUUUCCUGACGGUUACUCUUCUUAUCAUCUUCCGAGGGGUUUUCUCUGCGCCGAAUCUUAUCCUUCCCAGCAACGUGACGCUGCCUGAAAAUGCCAUCCAAAGCACGCUGGUGGCCAAGAUGUCGGCGACGGCUCUCCCGUUCGAUUCAAUCGUUGGCGCCCCUUUUAUAGUCAAUUCUAACCCCGUGGUUCAUCCAUUCAUGAUCAUACCUAAAGGCGGAAAUACCUGGGAGUUAAUUCUCACAAGUUCUCCCCGGCUGGACUUUGAGAGGGUCCCUCUGUAUACCCUUCAAAUCAUCGUGGAGGACAGCAAAGGGACGUCUUCUACAAACACCAUUGUCAUUGAGAUCUCCAAAGUCAACAAGGCGCCGGUUUUCACAGGAACUCUGGCUGAAAACGAUGCGGAGGUGUAUAUCGCAGAAAACACGGCGGUCUCCGCGGUGAUUUACAGAGUGGGCGCCAAGGACCCCGAUAAUGAUGUUUUGCAGUUCUCCAUCACACCCAUGAACUCCGGGUUUGAGAUUGAUAACACGGGAGCCAUUUCGACCGCCGCCACGUUUGACUACGAAAGCCAUAUAAAAAGCUAUACAAUAACGGUAACCAUAAGCGAUGGCGUCCUCUCCGACUCCGCCAAUAUCAAGGUCUACAUAACCAACGUGAAUGACAAUGAGCCAUCUCUAACUUGCGAGUUUUCCAAUAUUACCAAAGCCGGUAUAACCAAACAGAGAAGAACAUCUGGAGACACCGUAGCCAUUGAACUGAAUGAGGAGCUUCGUGUCGGGACAGCGGUUAUCACCUGCGCAGCAUCGGAUGCCGACCUAAUGAAUGACCUCACGUUCCAGUUGGACCCCGCCAACAGCUACUUCUCCAUCCAUAAAGAGACCGGAACCGUGAUUAUCGUUUCGAGGAUGGACAGCGAAGAAGCCGGAUUUGUCAGCGUUCAGUCUUUUGGCGUUAAAGUGUGCGACGGUGACUUGAAAUGCUCCUCGAUAUCGACCACGGUGAUGGUCCUCCCGAUUAACGACAAUCCCCCGUAUUGCGCUCCGUAUUUUUACAGUUUUACCAAACCAGAACCCAUCACGAAGGAUACAGUGGUUGCCGUCUUAAAGUGUCACGACGCAGAUAUCCCACCGGACGUCUUGACUUAUCAGCCAAACAGCGGGCCACUAGGCGUUGACAAAUUAUUCCAGCAGAAACCAGGAGAUCCCCAUAUUAUACAGGCAAAUGGGGAUUUGGACUACGACUCGGAUCCUGUCUCUUCUCACCAAAUGAUGAUGUCGGUAUUUGAUUCACCAGACGCCCCUAACACGGUGACCACAACCAUAGUAGUAUCCGUGACUCCAGUAAAUGAUUUCGAUCCCGUGUUUGACCCACCUGCGUAUGCGUUUAAGGUGCCUGAGACAUCAGGAGCCAACUACGUCAUUGGCAAAGUAAGCGCUACAGAUAAAGACCGGCCGCACUGCGUCAGAUACAGAAUUCUUAACGGCAACACCGACGUUAUCAAUAGGUUUUGGGUAGAUCCGGCUUCUGGAACUCUAGAGCUAUUAACUCAGCCGGAUUAUGAAUCGCUCCCGUCCUACACACUAGUCGUCGAGGCUUCGGACUGCGACCUAAUAAAUCCCCGAAAGGCUCAGGCAACAGUCACCUUCGAUAUUAUAGAGGAGAAUGACGAGGCUCCGGAAUGCAGACCUUCAAGGUACACGGCUAUUAUCUAUGACAACGUGACAUCAGGAGUCAACAUUAACAACUUCAGACUGAACUGCAGAGACCGAGACUCCAAUGACACGUCCAUGCGCUUCGAAAUUGUUUCAGGGAAUAUAAACAAUCACUUCGCCUUUGAUCCCACGCAUGGAUCCCGCAGUCCCAAACUCAUCGUCAAAACACCUUUCGAUUUUGACAAUGGAGUCGACGUGCAACAAAGAUACAACCUCGUAGUCAAUAUUGUCGAUGACAACGUAAAAAACGGCAGGGUACAGAAGCCAAGGACAGGAACCGUCUUGAUUUCGAUCCGAGUGGUCCAGACCGAGACUCCUGCCCCAACUAACUAUUACCAAAGAAAAGGACUUACAAUAGUAAAUAAAGAUGUUAACACGUAUGACUCCAGUGCUUGGUACGUGCCGUUUGUCUUCACGCUCAUGGCCCUAUUGCUGGCCAGUUUGGCGGCCUGGGUCGGCUACCUGCUGUGGAAAUAUUCCAACCUGAAAGGUCUGUGUCAGAAAGCCAAGAAAAGGGUGAAGAGAUAUCACGCAGGUACCAAAAAGGAAAAGGUAGAAAUCUUUACAGAAACUACAACACUCGAGGCUGUAUUUGAUGGCGAGGCCAUCGAUCCAGUUACAGGAAACAUGUAUGAGUAUAACACCAAGUCCGGAGCCCGCAGGUGGAAGACGCCCCAGGAGAACGUCAAACUAUCCGAUAUAUCAACCAUUUCCGAUGCCAUGAUCCCUCAGCCGCCGUCCGCUCCUUUAAUGAUGGCCAUUGGAAAUAACUGAAGAAAUCACUCUAAUUAACCAGAAAUCAAUGAAAAUCAAAAUGAAUAGAUAUAAUUUU